This is a messenger RNA of Prionailurus viverrinus (fishing cat), 1190 nucleotides long. It is a transcript of the gene RNF5, whose product is annotated as ring finger protein 5. Gene Ontology annotation, biological process: ubiquitin-dependent protein catabolic process. Gene Ontology annotation, molecular function: ubiquitin protein ligase activity; ubiquitin-like protein conjugating enzyme binding. The record is from RefSeq and is a predicted model, not a curated record. Gene Ontology annotation, cellular component: endoplasmic reticulum. Lineage: Eukaryota; Metazoa; Chordata; Mammalia; Carnivora; Felidae. The transcript has 6 exons. The coding region runs from base 226 to 726 and encodes 166 amino acids.
AGGAGUAGUGGGAGAAGGUGCUAGUAAAAGGGGGUCUGGUUAGGGAGUGAUAAGGCCAAGGACAGGGCUGGGACUGAAAGAGGAGAUCUGGAAAGCUGUGGUUGAAAAGAACUGGAAACUAAGUCGAAAGGCAGAGAAGGGAGGAGAUGGGUGUGUGUGUGUGUGUGUGUGUGUGUGUGUGUGUGUGUGUGUCUUUGUGUGUUUGGGGAGAGGAAAAGGUUGAGCAUGUUGAGGAUGGAUAUAGCUUUAGAUGUUGUAAGAUCAGAGAAGAAGGAAGGCCAGAUUGGCAUGGUAGAGGUUGCAGAAAAUGGGAAAAGAAGCAGUUGGCCCUGUCUUCAUCAGUGGCUGGAGACACGGCCAGAGCGGCAAGAAUGCCCAGUGUGUAAAGCUGGGAUCAGCAGAGAAAAGGUUGUCCCUCUUUAUGGUCGAGGGAGCCAGAAGCCCCAGGACCCCAGAUUGAAAACUCCACCCCGCCCCCAGGGCCAGCGACCAGCUCCGGAGAGCAGAGGGGGAUUCCAGUCAUUUGGUGAUACCGGGGGCUUUCACUUCUCAUUUGGUGUUGGUGCUUUUCCCUUUGGCUUUUUCACCACCGUCUUCAACACCCAUGACCCAUUGCAUCGGGGUACAGGUGUGGAUCUGGGACAGGGUCACUCGGCCUCCAGCUGGCAGGACUCCCUGUUCCUGUUUCUCGCCAUCUUCUUCUUUUUCUGGCUGCUCAGUAUUUGAGUUUUGUCUCCUUCCUACCCACCUCCGGCCAGAGGAGAAUCAGUAUUGGGGGUCCUUGCUGACCCUUCCUGACUCCUGGCCCCUCCUCCCCAACCACUCCAUUUGUACUGGCUGAGGCCAACCCUGGCCACUUUCUAGGAGGGUGCGGGGAGGAGGAGUGACAGAAUAUGGAAGAACCUUCUGCUCUGAACUCACUGAGUAACAUCAUAACUCCCAGCUCUGGGACGGGAGGACAGACAGAAGAGAAUGUCUGUUUCUUCUCUCUACUGAUCCUUUGCUUCCCCCCACAUUUCUUGAUUUGGUAUUGAAAGAUGGGCAAGUCUCCCUCUGAUUCUCCCCUACUUUCCCCUUGUUGAUUUAACUUAAUUUUUCUCUCCCCAGUGUCUAUUAUGGGUUCUGACUUAAGUGCUUCCUUCCCCUCACUACCUCCUUUAUUAUAAAUUGAAUAAACAAGGUGAGAUGUA